CCCGCUGACGUCACCGCCCGAGGUGGCGCGAGCUCUCCCUCCGGUGACGUCACGUGGCGCUACCGCUUGGCCCCGCCCCCGCGCCGCGCCGCUCCGGGACCCCGGGCAGGAGCCGCCAUGGAUCUGGUGCUGGAAGCCGCGGACCGGCACCUGCUGACCCCCUACGUGUACCCGGCGGGGUGGCCCGAGGGCGAGCCCUGCCGCCAGCUCCUCAGCCUUUUUGUCAUCACCAACCUGGGCGCCCUCACCCUCUACCUGCUCUUCGGCACCCUCAGCUACUACUUCAUCUUCGACCACGAGCUCAAGAAACAUCCCCAGUUCCUGGAGAACCAGGUGAGCCGGGAGAUCGCCUACGCCGUGCGCUCCCUGCCCUGGAUCAGUGUCCCCACCGUGGCCCUGUUCUUCGCCGAGGUGCGGGGCUACAGCAAACUCUACGACAACAUCGAGGACUCCCCGUAUGGCUGGUCUGGUGUCUUCCUCAGCAUGCUGUCCUUCCUCUUCUUCACUGAUAUGGGCAUCUACUGGAUACACCGUGGUCUCCACCACAAGCUGUUUUACAAGCGCUUCCACAAGCCCCACCACCUGUGGAAGAUCGCCACGCCCUUCGCCAGCCACGCCUUCCACCCCGUGGAUGGCUUCAUGCAGAGCCUGCCCUACCACAUCUACCCCUUCCUCUUCCCCCUGCACAAAGUCACCUACCUGGGCCUCUACAUCUUCGUCAACGUCUGGACCAUCUCCAUCCACGACGGCGACUACCGCGUGCCGCGGCUGCUGCGGCACGUCAUCAACGGCUCUGCCCACCACACCGACCACCACCUGUACUUCGACUACAACUACGGGCAGUACUUCACCCUCUGGGACAAGAUUGGGGGCUCGUAUAAGAGCCCCACGUCCUUCGAGGGCAAAGGCCCCCACGAUUACCUGCGCAAGCUCCGAGAGAAAGACUCGGCGGCGUCCAACGGCAUCGGGGGCUCCAAGAAAGACCCGGGAGCAUCCAACGGCGUCGUGGCCUCCAAGACUGAGUAGGCUUCCUCCAAGUGUGUCCCUUCUCUGGGUGGAUCUGGUCCCAUUCCUCACCAGCCACCCAAGACUGUUUCCCACGGACAAAGAGCCCCUGUCCCUGAUGACGUGACCAGCGUGGGGUGAUUUUUGGUGAGCACGGCGUCC
Messenger RNA from Passer domesticus (house sparrow), 1167 nucleotides. It is a transcript of the gene SC5D, whose product is annotated as sterol-C5-desaturase. The transcript is spliced from 5 exons. The coding region runs from base 118 to 1026 and encodes 302 amino acids. Lineage: Eukaryota; Metazoa; Chordata; Aves; Passeriformes; Passeridae. The record is from RefSeq and is a predicted model, not a curated record. Gene Ontology annotation, molecular function: C-5 sterol desaturase activity; iron ion binding. Gene Ontology annotation, cellular component: membrane.